Closterium sp. NIES-67 is the source of this 3485-nucleotide messenger RNA. Lineage: Eukaryota; Viridiplantae; Streptophyta; Zygnematophyceae; Desmidiales; Closteriaceae. The record is from the annotation of a GenBank genome assembly.
CCCCAGCAGCCAUGACUGCAGGAAACGCGUGAGGUACGGCAACCCGCAAUCGGAGCCGUCAGUUUGAGAGAGAUUCUUCGCGGUUCCCUCACGUCUUAAUUUCAAUUUCGGACGUCGGCUUCAUGGCGGAUCCCUAGCAGUUUCCGGGUGAUAAAAAGUUCCUGAAUCUGGUUACGGCAGCUAGGGUUACGAUUCAUGACGACAGCUAGCACAGCCAGUGACGGCUAACUCUUUUUAAGGAAACCGGAUGCGUCCGUCGCACGCCGACCGUGCGUGAGGGCUCCAUUCUGGCGACGACGUUAGGAUCGUGCGACGACGCGUAGCGAGCCGUGCGACGGCGCGUGCGACGCUGGAGAGCGAUGCUGAGCGUGCUGCGAGUGCACCUGCCGUCCGACAUCCCCAUCGCCGGCUGCGAGCUGUGCCCCUACGUGCUGCUGCGCAAGCCCGAUGGCACCAUCACCACGGAAGACAUCCCCGACACCAACCCCAUCGAUGGCUACUACAUCCGCUGCCGCUGGUACCGUGUGCAGAGUGAUAAGAGGGUUGCUGUCUGCUCCGUGCACCCCAACGAGCCGGCCACCCUGCAGUGCCUGGGCUGCGUGAAGGCGAAGCUGCCCAUCGCCCGCAGCUACCACUGCUCGCCGCUCUGCUUCCAGUCCGCCUGGCCACGCCACCGCGCGCUGCACUCGCGCGGGCUAGGCGGCAGCACCCACGGCAGCAGCGACGGGACAAUCCCAGGGGAGAUUAGCGCUGGUGGUGGUGCUGCUGGGGUUGGGGGCGGGCAGAGGCGGGAGAAUGGGGGGGCGGCGGAGGAGGAGGAGCUGUUUGGGAAGUUCAACAGUGGGAAUGGGACCACGGGACUAGCGGGAGGGGGGGCACAGGGGGGGAUGGGGGGAUAUGGGCAGGCGGAGCAGCAGCAGGGGGUGCAGAGGCCCCUGGGCGGGGGAUUCGCGCACAGGCCCCCGCCAGGGGGGGUUGCUCAUCAGUUUGACACUACUGGGGGGGGUUCUAACGCGGGCGGAGGGGCGAGUGGGGGCGAGGUGUGGUUCGAAGUGGGGCGCGGAAAACCCUACACCCCCAGCACAGACGACGUGGGCCAUGUGCUAAAGCUCGAGUGCGUGCCCAUAGAAGCCGCCACAGGCCUCCCAGUGGCUCCCCCGUCCACUCUCCUCACCUCCCGGGUCAUCCCUGCCCCAUCCCCCACGCCCCGUCGCAUGGUGGCGGUUGGGGGGGGAGAGGGGGAAGGGCAGAUGGGGGGCGGAGGGGGGAGAGGGGGGUUCACGCUGCUGUCGUACAAUGUGUUGGCGGACCUGUAUGCGACGAGUGAGAUGUACAGCUACUGCCCGCCCUGGGCGCUCUCAUGGGCGUAUAGAAAACAGAACUUGCUGCGGGAGCUGCUGGGAUAUCGAGCUGAUAUCAUGUGCUUGCAGGAGGUGCAAAGCGACCACUUCGAGGAGUUCUUUGGGCCCGAGCUGGAGAAGCAGGGCUACGCUUCCGUGUUCAAGAAGAAGACGGCGGAGGUGUACACCGGCACGGCAUACGCCAUUGACGGCUGUGCCACCUUCUUCCGCCGGGAUCGGUUCUCCCUGGUCAAGAAAUAUGAGGUGGAGUUCAACAAGGCGGCUCUCUCGCUUUCUGAAGCCCUGGCGCCACCUACCAAGAAGGCUGCUCUCAACCGCCUGCUCAAGGACAAUGUGGCGCUGAUAGUGGUGUUGGAGGCGAGAGACGCGGGGGACGGGAAGGAUGGCGCAUCUGGUGCUCCUGCGAAGAGACAGCUUCUCUGUGUGGCCAACACGCACAUUCAUGCCAACCCGGAGCUCAAAGACGUCAAGCUAUGGCAGGUGCACACGCUGCUCAAGGGCCUUGAGAAGAUCGCAGCUAGUGCCGACAUCCCCAUGCUGGUGGCGGGAGACUUCAAUAGUGUGCCUGGCAGUGCGCCGCACUCUCUCCUUGCUACGGGACGGGUGGAUGCCAACCACCCAGAGCUCGCCACCGACCCACUCGGCAUCUUGCGGCCCGCCUCGAAGCUCUGCCACCAGCUGCCCCUGGUCAGCGCAUACGCCUCUCUGAGCCGUGGGGGCUCCGUGGCGGAGAGGCAGCGGCGGAGAAUGGACGCCAGCAGCAGCGAGCCGCUCUUCACCAAUGUGACGCGCGACUUCAUGGGCACGCUGGACUACGUCUUCUACACCGCCGACUCUCUCUCUGUGGAGUCGCUGCUCGAGCUUCUAGACGAGGACACUGUGCGCAAGGACACCGCUCUACCCUCCCCCGAGUGGUCCUCCGACCAUCUUGCCCUGCUCACAGAGUUCAGAUACAAGCCCAGGAUGCGGCGAUAGAGGAGAAGACUCUGUUACAAACAAAGGACAGGGGGAGAAGACUGUAAAGGGUAUGUUGCAAAGUGGUCAUCUGUCCAUCUUGCUCCACUGACAGUCCAGAUACAAGCCUGGGGUGCAGCGGUAAAGAGGAAGUCUGUAAAGGGUACAGAACUGGGUGGUCACAAAAACACUUCUACUCUUCUGCUAGAUGCAGUUGGAUGGUGGGGCGGUAAAGGGGACGACUAUAAAGGGUACAGCCCAGGGUGGUCACCAGAUCAUCUUGCACCACUGGCAGAGCUGUAAGGUUAGGCAACGAUGCGGCGGUAAACGGAGGGGCUAUACGGGGUACGGGGUGUACCCGCAGAUGUUGGUCGCAUGUUUUCUUCCUAUACUGGACAGAAUAGGUGCAAGCUGAGGGGGAGAGAGGGAAGAAGCAGUAGGGGUGCUGGCUCAUAUGCAUUGGGAGGGGGGGGUCAAUCAAGCAUAUGGAAGAGGAGGCGGCGGGGAGGGAGUAAGCGUAUCGACGCCGCCAUGCCUUAUGAGGAGUCUGAUCGUUGGCAAAGGGAACUCCUAUGUGUGACGCUUGAGUGCUGUGUGGUGGUUCACCCUGUUGGCAUGUGGUGCCAUGUGCCAGUCUAUCCACAUCUGUUUGGGUCGUGCGAAGCCAUGAGCUCUGUUGGACAUCAGGGGGGUAUAAUACACUGGGCAGUGCAAGCAGUGGGGUGGUAUGUUGGGUUUGUGAGGUCCAAUGCUGGUAGGAGCUUGCGUUGACAACAGCAGUACCUAUCAGAACAGUCCGAUAGGGCCGGAUUAGUGUUUCAGCGGGCAAGAGGGGAGAUGCCUUGGCAGCAAACAGGCGCUUAUGACACAGCGGCAGCAUGCGAAGCAGGCAAAGCCACAGCAUCUUCGGGGCAGUGUGUGCAGAAUCAAUUACUGGCACGCAUUGCAUCAGCAGAGACUCACUAAUGACUACCACCACUAUAGCGGUUAAUCCAUUUUGGAGGUGUCUGUUUCCUCCACGAGACGAUGGCAUAUCGAGAUGCUCUCACAAGUCUGAGGGGGGUUUGUUCUGCCUUCUGAGAUACAUAUGUAUACUUGAUCUAUCAUAUAUUUCCAGCUCUCUAAAUCUGUCCUGCCAUGUGUGUAUUUGAAGUGGACUACAUUAGGUAU